Paramecium sonneborni is the source of this 623-nucleotide messenger RNA. Lineage: Eukaryota; Ciliophora; Oligohymenophorea; Peniculida; Parameciidae. The record is from the annotation of a GenBank genome assembly.
CUUUUAAACAAAUAAUGAAUUAAUAGGAACGCCCAAAUUUAUUUGUCUUAUAUCCUUAUCCAUUCAAUAGAGAUGCUAAGAUAAAGCAUGUUGAAAUAAAUUAUUCUCCUUCAUUUAGUGAGUAUUCACUUUAAUCAAUAUUAUAAGAAUUAUGAAAUGCAUGAUGGAAACUAUACCUAUAUUCAACAAUGACAGAGAUCCAGCACAACCUGGAUUUAUACCACUUAUUGAUUAAGUAAUUUUUCAUUAUUAUAUAGCCACUACAUCUUUAACAUAAUGAUCAAUAUCAAAAUCAAUACUAAAAAAAGUAUUCAGAAUUGACCAAAAAAAAUAAAGUGCUUGUAAUUAUUUUUUAUAAAUACAGCAUUUUCCAAAACCCAAAAGUUAGUCAAAAUAUUGUAAUGUUUGCAAAUAACAUUAUGAAGAAUAUUUGGAUGUAUUAUUUUCACUUAUUUAAGCAUAUCAAAUCAAAAACACAUAAAACGCAAUUUACUAAAAAUCAAUAUAUCAAAAAAAUCAUCUCUUAAGCCAAAGAAGUUCAAGAAAAAGUUGUACCAACAAUUGAAUAACAAGAAUCUACUGAAGUAUAACCUAAGAAAAUUAAAAAAACUAAACUUUCUUGA